Molecule: messenger RNA, 1266 nt
Organism: Symsagittifera roscoffensis
Lineage: Eukaryota; Metazoa; Xenacoelomorpha; Acoela; Convolutidae
Exons: 1
Coding region: 1-1266 (421 amino acids)
Biological process (GO): DNA integration
Molecular function (GO): nucleic acid binding
Source: RefSeq, a predicted model, not a curated record
AUGGGCAAAGUGAACGAACCCCUUUUGAUCAUCCCCGAAGAACAUAAUAUUGCUCUCAAAUUCAGAGACGACAGACUUCCACCCGACCACGCCGACCUCUUAAGAAGAUAUAAGGCCGAUCUGAGUUUACCGAAUUCCUCAAUUCGCCCAGAAAACCACUGUUCGAAGAAAUUGCUUCAGAUCAUGACUAGAGAAGACAAGGUGCUGUGGGAUCUGAUAGAGACGAUAAAGAGGAACCGACCGAUGGGCAUACACGGGACUUACAUGAAGAGCUACACCAAAGAUUUACACGUGAAGGAUGAGCUACUCUUUUUAGACAAUAAACUAGUCGUCCCAGCUACCAUCAGGGGAACUUUUAAUUCAAUGCUACACGAGACUCACCCAGGACAGUUCGGGAUGAAAUCCCUCGCCGAAUAUUUGUGGUGGCCACAUAUUUACCGAGAUAUUUAUGAUCACGGGAGAACAUGUACCCAAUGUUUAAAAGCGGGUCAGAACAUUAAAGUGUUACUAGGCACACAUAAUAUUUCGAAACUUCCGACGUUGACAUUCGCGAACGAAGAAAUUAAUUUGGAUUUUGCGGGACCGUUGGAUGCUAGCUGGGGUAACAACAAAUACAUUCUUCUUUGCAUCGACCGUUACACUAAGUUUCCAUCGGCCAAGAUUGUCAAUAACACCUCUACAAGAAACGUAAUUUCAUUCCUAAACGAUUACUGUCAUCUUCACAGAUUCCCAAGAAAAAUUAGAGUCGACCAUGGGUCAUGCUUUCUUUCACAUGAUUUCAAAAACUUCUGCGAUAAAUUUAAUAUAGAAAUCAUUUACUGCACUGUCGGAGACCACAGAUCCAACGGGCUAGUGGAAAGACUAGUGUACACAAUUAAAUCGAAAUUACUGGCAAUGUCAUUCGAAGUACCCAAACCAUCUCUAAACGAUUCGAUCGAGAAAAUCAUCUGGAAUCUGAGAAUCUCAAAACAAACGGCGAUCGGCUGUACUCCGUUUGAAAAGCAUUUUAAUAGAGUAGCGAACACUAGGUGGAAAAAUCUUAUGUCCAAUAUUGAACAUUUAGAAAAAGAAAAGGCUAUAUUGUCCAAAGAGCGGGCUACUAACUGGGAACUACACGACGGGGCAGAAGAUGGCUAUUUGGACGAGGAAAAGGACAGCACGUCGGACCCAGAAGAAAACUUGCCAUUAGCUAGGACUUUCGCCUACACACAACCCCGGACGACACUACCCGAACUUCAGAUCCACUGGGAAAAAGAAAAGCAGUAA